Messenger RNA from Tricharina praecox, 1644 nucleotides. RefSeq names its product major facilitator superfamily domain-containing protein. Gene Ontology annotation, biological process: transmembrane transport. Bases 16 to 1530 code for a protein of 504 amino acids. NCBI's taxonomy places the organism in Eukaryota, Fungi, Ascomycota, Pezizomycetes, Pezizales, Pyronemataceae. Gene Ontology annotation, molecular function: transmembrane transporter activity. The record is from RefSeq and is a predicted model, not a curated record. The transcript is spliced from 5 exons.
AGCACGGAGGUCAAGAUGGCCGCCGCGACACAGGCCAGACACGUGGAAAAUGUCGAUGGCUUGAUCCUCGACGUCGAGAAUGCGGAGAAGUCCCAGGUGGCCGGGUUGAAGUUGGCCGCGGACGGGCAUACUGUGCUGCAGCCACAGCCUUCAGACGAUCCCAACGAUCCGCUGAACUGGACGCCGUUCAAGAAGCACAUUAUCUUGUUCAUCGUCGCGCUCUCCGCAUUCGCAGGAGACUUUGGCUCCGGCGCGGGAAUCCCAUGUAUCGUCCUUCAGGGAAUCGAAUGGGGCAUGACACCCGACAAAGUCAACUACGCGGGCAAUCUCAACGUGAUAUUCCUCGGUAUCGGAGGACUAUGGUGGAUUCCGUUCGUCUACUUCUGGGGCCGCGCACCCGUCCUCUUCUGGACGACCCUGGCCGGCGCACUCUUCACGCUCGGAUGCGCAGUGACAACGAACUUCACAACGUUCUACGCGCUGCGUGCCAUGAUGGGCUUCACCCUGACCGCCUGCCAAACUAUCGGCCUCUCCUUCAUCAAGGACAUGUUCUUCUUCCACGAGCACGCACGGAAGAUCGGACUCUGGGCUGCGCUCUUCCUUGCUGCACCCUACUGCGGCCCCCUCCUGGGCAACUUCAUCAUUGCGGAGACAGGCGAGUGGCGCUACGUCUUCUGGCUCGUCUUCGGCGUGUGCUGCAUCGACCUAGUGCUGAUCCUGAUGUUUGCGGACGAGACGUGGUACAACCGGACGAUCCCCGCGCAGCCGGCGCGAGGCUCGCGCAUCAUGCGGGUCCUCGGGGUGUGGCAGAUCCAGAACCACGACGGCAACUUCAUGACGGUGUCGCGGUCCGUCGGGCGGUUGACCGAGACUUUGAUGAAGCCGAUUGUGCUCCCUACCAUGCUGUACUACGCCAUGUCGUUCAUGUGGUCGGUCGGCAUCAACAUCACGACCAGCAUCCUGUUCGAAACCCCGCAGGAGCUGGGCGGGUACGGCUUCUCGUCGAAGGCGGUGGGGUUCCUGUACUUCACGCCGAUAGUCGCGGUGGUGAUCGGCGAGAUGUUCGGCCACUACUUCAACGACUUCAUGGCGAACCGGUACAUCGCGACGCACCAGGGGCGGUUCGAGCCCGAGGUGCGCCUGUGGACGUGCUACAUCGCGCUCAUCCCCAUGAUCCCCGGGCUCGUCCUCGUAGGCCAGGGCCUCCACCACCACCUCCACUGGGCUGUCCUCGUCGUCGGCUGGGGCGUCUACGUCUUCGGUGUCAUGACCGCGUCCGUCGCAGUUACUACGUACCUCCUCGACUCGUUCCAGACCGCGUCCGGUGAGGUCGCCGGGUACCUCAACUUCGCCCGCGUUGUCGCCGGGUUCUCGGUCGGCUACUUUCAGAUGCCUUGGGGACUAAAGGUCGGCUACGAUAAAAGCUUUGGCACGCAGGCGGCUAUCGUCGGUGCCGCACUCAUCGUUCUGUUCCUCAUCCAGAGGUACGGAAAGAGGCUGAGGGAUAAGGGUGGGCCGGUUAAGUUCUGAGUCUGAGAGCGAGGCGGAAGAGCGCGAGGACGGGAGUGAUGAGUGAUGGGUGAUGAUGCGAUGAUGCAAGAUGUGUAAUUAGUGUGGAUACGUGUGUGUAUAUAUACGAGCGCU